AUGGUGGCUGCCGAGGAAGGGUCAAAGGUUCCAGAGACGCUUUUUCGACGAGGCGGGGCGUUGCUCGUCCGUCCCCCCGAUAUGCUCUCCUCCCUCCACCACAACCAGGACGAUAAUGACGACGACCACCUCCGCGUUCUCAUAGACCAGCGCUUCGCCCGCGCCGACGUCCACGCCCAUUUCUCUUCCGCCGCCUCAGAGUAUCCCGACUCUCCGUCUGUCUACAGUCGCUCAUAUUUUUCGCCCAAGUCAUCUCAGGCCGUUGACUACGACUACCCCUCCCCAAUUUCGCCCACAUAUCCCCGUGGACCUGAUCAUGACCAGGCUACCAGUAUGCUCGACCUCGGCGACGACCCUCGGUCUUCCAUCGCAACCUCAGCGGGAUACGACCACGGCACUCCCUACGAAGACGCGGAGGACGAUGGCGAGUCCUCUCCUACAACUCGCAUGAGCUAUCUUGGACCGAAAAUGCGAUUCCACUCCCGUGCUCCGUGGGAGAUGGACGGCGGUGUUCUCGAAGAGGAUGAAGAAACCGAAGCGGAGACCCGCCGCUUUCCUGCUGGUUUCCCCUUCUCUCGCGGCUCAAGCACGAAGAAUGGCACCUCCAGCUCUUCCAGUCCGCGUCCUAGCUAUGCUGGUCGGCCCAGCGCAGAGUCUGCUCGCUCUCAGGUGCCUCCUAAGCGAUCAUUCGAAACCAUCACCUCGCAGAUCUCAUACCCACGAGGCGCCUUGUACGCACUGGCUCAAGAGAGGCGGCCGUCUGCUCCUCCACAGAGAGAAAUUCUACGCAACAAGUUCUCGCUUGGUCGGCUUCGUUCUGAUACUUCGACUGCUCCCCCACCAGUCCCUUCUCCCGUCCGUACACCGGUGAAUCACCGAUUCCCAUCCCCAGCCGGAGCCAGUGAUCUACCAACAUCUCCUUUCGAUUCACCUAACCCCAACGCUCCUUAUGUACAAAACAGUUAUCCUGUCCAACCAGAAGACGCUUUCCAUCCAUAUGCCAACCCGGACCUAAUUGUAUCCUAUGCCGAGGAGCAAGCACCGGCGCCCACUUCUCGGACCUCCAACUACCUCCCCACCCGCAACGAGUCAAGCGUCACGGUUACAGAAUCCUUUUCUGCCGAUUCAAUGUCAAGGACCACCGUACGAUCAAACUCGGCCACAUUGACGCCGGAUACGUCUAUAAACUCCGUUUCGUCACGGCAGCGCAUAUCAUCCAUCAAUCCGAAAACUAUAUCCUCUCCAGUGUCUGUCGUAAGAAGCCUACAGCACAUCGAUGGUCCCGCUUCUGAUGUGCGGCAGGAGCAAACGGUAAUCAUGCCUCCGCCUGGUGUGUCGCACCUUCAUGGUUGGACAGAACGCCAGGUUGCUCCAGCUUUCUCCUUAAUUUCUCUUGAGGAAGCGAGAGCUCAGCGCAUGCGAAGUUCGACAGUAGUCGACUCCUCAAGAAUAUCGACUUCGAGCGGGAUCGAUGCGUCUAGCGCCUCUUGUUCAGGCGAAGCUGAAUCUUCAUUUCCCACCACUACGACAGAAUAUCCUCUGGGUAAUUUGGCUGCAAGAGCUCGAGGACGUUCUAUCAGUGCUGGUUCCAAGGCAAAAAACGCGUUUCAGACCAUCGUUGGACAACCUAAAAUGGAGCGGCGAGAUUCAGAGCCGUCUGUCGUGCCUCAACAAGGUCCACCUGGCAAGACUCUCAAGCACAAGAAAAGUGGUUUCAUGCGCCUUUUCAAUGCGGGAAAAGCUCAAGAGAAGGAUGGCAGGGAAAGUCCGCCUCCCGUGCCCUCUUUACCUGAUUACCCCAAUCAGAGUCAGCCUCUUCAGAGAACAUCCAAGUCCAACGUUACGCGUGUGCCAGUCCCAAGCCUUUCAUCCUCUCUGCUAGAGGCUGCGGAUAUUCAACGGAGCGACCCUUCGACUAAUGACGGGGGAGAUUCUUGGAAACCCAAUUUGUUCAGCCCAAGGCGCGUUCCACCUGCGCUUUCAAUCAGUACAGCGCCAGGCCCUUCAGCCCGUGUACCAGCCUCUGUCUUCCCUGACAGAGCCCAGCAAGGAAUGAGCAUGGGCGGCCUCCGAGUAGAAAGGCCUUGGUCAAACGACCUUCAACCCCAAAGCGCCCCAGCCAAUGUAUCCGAGUUCCCAGCACUGAAAUUACGACCUGUCUCGACUGUGUUUAGUGCCCAAUUCGGCGAUCAUAUUGUAUCAGCGGAAUCACGAUCAUCUGACGAAACGACAGACCUCGACACCCCUCGAUCCCCGAGUCCUACCGGUAUAAUGUCGCCUGUCACUCCAGGCUUUUCGCGCUCGAGCAACGAGCAGCCUCAGAUUACGGUUACGGGUGGCUCUGACGACAGUUCAGCCGUCAGGGCGCUGCAAGACCAAUUUGUAUCGACGAAGAAGGCGUGGCUGAGGCAGGUGCAAGAGCUCGAGUGCCAGGUUAGGGACUUGAAGAUUGAAGUAGAGGAAUGGAAGGGCCGCAAUAGCGGGGAUUAUUGCGAGAGUUGUGGGAGGGGCGACACGAAGGACGGCCCUAUUUCUGCGCCAGCAGCGAGCAGCGUCAUUAACAGACCCAGGGCACGCACAGGUACUUCAUCUCGGUUCGGAAGCAUUCUGCCUUGA
Molecule: messenger RNA, 2616 nt
Organism: Cyclocybe aegerita
Lineage: Eukaryota; Fungi; Basidiomycota; Agaricomycetes; Agaricales; Hemipholiotaceae
Source: the annotation of a GenBank genome assembly